This is a messenger RNA of Seriola dumerili (greater amberjack), 3929 nucleotides long. RefSeq lists its product as uncharacterized. The record is from RefSeq and is a predicted model, not a curated record. The transcript is spliced from 3 exons. Bases 290 to 2992 code for a protein of 900 amino acids. Lineage: Eukaryota; Metazoa; Chordata; Actinopteri; Carangiformes; Carangidae.
UGUGUCCUGCUGCAGCACCUCACGGGGAGCAGUGUCCUCAGUAACUGCAUGAUAACGUGCUUCACCGGCCUCUCGAACCACCGGGGGAACCGGGUUGUGCUCCGGUCGACGACUGGGAAGAAGUCACAGUCAUGCAGCAGCAGAAGAUGUUGCCUACAGCCGCUCCAAAAGAAAAUAUCUGGGUUUUCUCUGCAAGGAAGUCGACUGGGAGUCUUUCUGGAUCCAGUUCCUGAGAUAUUGUUCAGGAUACAAAGGCUCUCCACAACUGAUUUGGGGUUCGGAUGUCAGCAUGGACAACAUCGAUGACCACUACAUUUGGCAGCGCCGUAUCCACCAUGGAAUUAGGUAUCAGAAAGUCGCAGUCCCCUUCCCAGAGUCUGUUGACAUCGGUUUGGAGUUCAAUGCGGCAUUGGAAAGGAAGGAAAAGUUAGAUCAGAGUCUGCUGACGAACGGCGUGAUGCUGGAGCUUUGUGACUUUGCCAAAACAGUGACCAAGUCUGAGAAGUAUUUCCUGUUUGAAAUGCUAGAGUUCAAUUUUGACCUCAGCCUAGACACGGACAAUGACAUGCAGUUCUAUGAGUAUGCAACACGUGUUCACAGUAAAACAAGGCAGUUGAAGGAACAAAUCAAGAUGAAACCACAAAGAUGGAAAGAAGUAUUUACACUACCAGAUCCAAACAUUAUAAUGGCGUCCGUAGGUUCAGAGUUGCCUAGACGGUACUACCCUAAGAGAAACAAAAUUGCGGAUAGUUCGGUCCUUACUGACGGGAACAAAAGCAGCCAAUCUUCAGAACGUCACAUGACGGAGAGUAAUGGGGCUGUGUGCAGUACGUUAAGUAUAAGGAGAAAAGGAACGCAAUUAAAACGAAGAGAUGAUGUUUACCCUUUCUGUAGAGAAAGCGGUGUGACUCUGGCUGUUCGACCCAAUGAGACACCCGAACAGAAGCUAGACCCAAAUCUGCUGACCAAUGGUGUGAUGCUGGAGAUGCUUGAUUUUUCCAGAGUGCUUUGUGGAGCACACACUCAGAUAAUAUACGAUUUGGUCAAGCAAAAUUUUGGCCAGGAGUUGGAUAAACUGCAGUUCCGCUUGCAAUUCCACAAACUGAUGGACAGAAAAUAUUCCUGCCUAACAGCUGAGGACAGAGACACUUUCCGCAAGGAGGCGUUUACAGUCCGGCUCAAGAAACAGGAGCAGAAGUGUAAAAAGAGACAAAACCCUGACAAACUUUACCAAGAACUGGAAACACUAAUUGUGCCCGGUAAAAGACGGGAAACACUGAGGCACAGGUACACUGAUGCCCAAGAAAUUAAUCAGGAUAGUGACCUGUCAUACAUGUGUCCAAUUGAUUUUGAGACAGAAAUGCUGUCAGGUGCCGAGGUCGGACCAGAAGAAAUCAAGUUUGAAAGCUGUUCAUCAGGAACAGCUGUAGAAACAGAGUUGGCGGUGGCACUGGAUGUAAAGCAAGAAGAAGAGGAAGUUAUUGUUUCCCCAGUGCAACCUCAGGCUAACGGCUUUGACUCUCGUUUGUUUAACUUUCAUCCAAAGGAUGAGGCAAUCUCUGGUCUGUUUUCUGACGACAAAAACAAGAACAUACACGUAAAAACACUUAAACAGAGGCUGUGGAUGAGGCGAGCUACGCGCUCAAAACAGAUCCUGAAGUCGAGCAAAGUUAAUGACUUGUUUGCCCACUGCAGAGAGAUCGGUUUAGACUUUAAUGUCAGCUCAGGCAAGAGACAGAACUUAGAUCUACAUCUACUCACCAACUGGGUGUUGUUGGAGGUUUUAAAAUUUGCAACUGCGAUGAGGAAGAGCUUACGAAGUUUCUUAUUUGACAUUCUGGACAACAACUUCAACCUUGUCCUCCAAGAUGAACUGCGUCAACGUAAUUUUAUAUUUUACAUGAUGACAAAAGAAAGGACUCUUCAGAACCAUCCUGCUAGACAGAAAACAGAGUUUCUCAGCAGUCCCUUCCAGUUCCCAGAGAUUUACAACACAGUUGAUGUGACCAGCAGUUUUCAAACUGAACAGGAACUUGAAACAGAGCAGCACAUAAACUGGGAUUCAUCAUUCUCAGCUACAAGCCAGCGGACAGAUGCGGAGCCUCACCCAUUCUGUAAAAAGUUAGGUCUCAAUCUUUGGUCGACAGAAGAACAUCCGGCCAGCCAGAAGCUUGAUCUGAGUGACCUGACCACAGGCGCUGUGUUUGAAAUAUUCAGCUUUGUCCGAGAGCUGUGCGGAGCGGUCCAUGAGACAGUUAAUGACAUCCUCGAGCACAAUUUUGAUCUUGAUCUGCAGAGUGGUGCGACCGAGGCCUCGCAGGUGAUCCAGAGAUGGUACAUGACACAGAAAAGCUUGAUGAAAAAGCAAAACAUAACGCCGAAGAUAAACUGCUGGUUGAACAUGGUUGUCCCACUGAAUGGUCAUUCACAGCUCAGUCCACAACCACCGACGAGCAACUGUCUGAAGCAUCUGGACUCAGGAAGUUUAAGUCUAGGCACAGAAAGGAGGGAUUGCAGUGGAAAUGUGCAACAGGUGAAAAAGAUCAACAGCUAUCACCUCUGCAAAGAAAUAGGAUUGGGCCUUGAUGUUGCCUCAAAACCAGAGGCCAAAACAAAACUCGAUUUGAGACUGCUGACAAGAGGAGUCCUCUUUGAGAUGCACCAGUAUGUGGAACAAAACUGCAACCGUUACGUUCCCGCUCUGUACGAGAUUCUGGAGUACAACUUUGACUUGAGCUCUCAGAGUCACCGGAAGGUGGAGUUCGCCUGGUCCAUCGCCUCUCAGGUGAUCGCCAUGGCAGGGAAAAACGGCAGAAAGGGAGAUUAUCUGAAAACGGUGUUUGAACUGCCCAUGGAGUUCUCAGAGUCCUCGCAGGUCGUCUGUAAAGAGGAGCCAGAGGACGGCUCCGACGAGCCAGACCUUAAUGAUGAUGACGACAUCAUGUUUGUCCGAAAACUGAAGCCUGUUGACAUUGAGGUAGAGGUAGAAUAGAGUCAUAACUCCUGUUUCCACUUUAGAAAAUCAGUGUUGAGAGUAGGGCUGCAACUAACAAUGAUUGUUCAAUUAUUGUUAUUUUGUCAAUUGAUGUAUGGCUGAAACAAUUAAUCGAUUGGUUGAUCGUCAGAAAAAUAAUCUGCAACUGCUUUGAUGAUCGAGAUGCCACCUUGAUAUGAUUUGACCAAUUUUUCAUUAUUUUUGACAUUUAACAGACUAACGACCUAAAAUAAUGGGCAAUAAUCAUCAGCUGCAGCCUGAUGAAUCUACUAUGAAGUGCCUAAAAAUAAUUUUUUUUAAAUGACAAUCUUUGAAAUCACAGUUUACUGAAACCCAAGGUGUGACGUAUUCAGAUCACGUGUUUCGUCCAACCAGGAGUCUAAAACCUAAAGCUUCAGUUUACUGUCACGUAAAACAAAAGAAAAACAAUAACUCCUCACAUUGUAGCAGCUGGAACCGGACUGUGUUUGGAAUCGUUGCAUGAAAAAUAACAUAACUAAAUCAAUUGGAAAAAAAAAAACAGUUGCGUAUUUGUUUGUCAGUUGAUUGAUCGAUUAAUUGUUUCACCACUAAAAAGCUGUAAACACCUCUCUGUCUCACAGUUUCUCUGAAGGUGGGAUUUUUUGCACAGUAUUCAACUGCAUUGAUUUUGACCCGGUGUACCUAAUAAACUGAAGGUGAAUAUCAGUAUUGCUCUUGAUUAUCAGUCCCUACUUCUGACGGAAGAAAAGUUUCCUGGAUGAUGUGGGUAAACACUGUUUAAGAAAUACAGCGACUGCGACUUUAAAUGUGCACCUUCAUAAUGGUGACCGACUUGUUCAGCUGCUCGUUAUAAUUAAUUACAUAACUAAUACUGAACAUUUAAGAUGAUGUAAUUUGUAUUUUAAUUGUUUAAAUACAAUACAUAGAAAAAAUAAUGAAAUGAUCAUUAAAC